AUGACGACCAGCACGACCGUAGGCGACCUCAACGUCCGGACGGGAGAUGCAGUCCGAAUUACUACCCAAACGCCAAACAGUCAUCCAAUCCAGUCGCCACCUGCAGUCCGCUUUAAGUCGACCAUCGAAGAGAUUGCGAUUGCCCCCAACGAUGCACCAUCGUCAACCCUGCCGGCCGCCGACGGCACUGCAGGCUCUCUUAGUGACCCCGGCCAGGUGACUACAGAUGAAAUCCGCGAGUUUUCCAACAGACUGAGUGCCUGGCCACCUCAGGAGCGAAAGAUGAACAUCUUUUCCUAUGAGCCGUUUUCUCUGCCUCCAUCAAGAUCUACGUCGCGCGACGAUGAGUCUAGAGAGCCGAGCCGCCAGCCUACACAAAGCUCAGGCGGUCAUGGCUCACCCUGCCUAACUAGUAGUGCUCGUGGUGCGGAUAUGAAUUCGCCGCCUCUCACCCCAGCUGGAACCGGCUUUGCUGAAGGGGGCCAAAAGCGAGAGCCCUCUGGUAACCAUGAACCGAUAAGUCGUGGCCCCGAUAUCAUCGCCCCGCAUGAGUCAACCCAGGAGCCGUCAUCCCCGGCUUCUGCGCAAUUAGCUGUUCCUCAUGUCACGAUGGCCGAUCGCGGAAGGCUUGCUCGGCGGCCAGCUACCUCGGAAGGGAGAGAUCAGAUGCAACAUACACCUCUCGGUGACCAUCGUCGGGGCCUUUUCUCUAUCGGCGCUGCAAGUGCCUCGGUUUCACCAGCCAGUUCAGUCUCUCCAUCCCGUGAUUCCAGUCCAUCGCGAGCUGCCACAGCUUCUCAAUUCUAUACCCGGCAAAUUCUACCUCCUGCCGAGGCAGACGAUCCUUAUGCAGCAAGCAGACGACCAGCGCAAAAGGGCAUUGAGCCGCGCUUCAUCUUCGCAAAAAAAAAGAAGCAUAGUUCUUCCAGUUCGUCCCUUUUGAGCUUGCCUCGGGCCUUGGGGGACAAACGGCAGUCAGAUGAUGGCAUUACACAUAGUAGGAACAGCUCGAUGGCCGAUCUGAAACGGUUCUUCAAGUUGGUUCCGACCAGUAAAUCCAAGCGGACGGCGUCACCGGCCGCGUCCAUCCGAUCGGGGAAGACAUCAUCAAGCGCCAAAGGAGCUCAGAUACCGUUCGGCGAUGACCAUGGCCUGUCAUCGAAAUAUGGUAAACUGGGCAAGGUCCUCGGUGCUGGUGCAGGAGGGUCUGUCAGACUCAUGAGACGUGCCGAGGAUGGGGUUGUCUUUGCCGUCAAAGAGUUUCGGCCCCGGCAUUCUUACGAGACAGAGCGCGAAUACGUUAAGAAGCUCACGGCGGAAUAUUGUAUGGGCUCGUCGCUCCAUCACGGCAACAUCAUCGAGACCUUGGAUAUCGUGCAAGAAAGGGGCAAGUGGUAUGUGGUGAUGGAAUAUGCGCCGUACGACCUGUUUGCCAUCGUUAUGACAGGCAAGAUGACUCGAGAGGAAAUCAGCUGCUGCUUUUUGCAGAUUCUGAGUGGUGUCACGUACCUUCAUAGCAUGGGCCUAGCACAUCGGGAUUUAAAGCUCGACAACGUGGUUGUCAGCGAACGGGGCAUUAUGAAGAUCAUUGAUUUUGGUAGUGCCCAUGUCUUUAAGUACCCAUUUGAAAGCGGCCUCGUUCUUGCGUCGGGCAUUGUUGGUUCAGAUCCAUACCUCGCACCAGAGGUGUACGAUGAGAAAAAGUACGACCCGCAGGCAGUGGACAUCUGGUCUUUAGCAAUCAUUUUCUGCUGUAUGACGCUUCGACGCUUUCCCUGGAAGAUUCCAAGGCUGUCGGACACGUCAUUCAAGCUGUUCGCGGCCGAACCGACACCGGGUCAUGAUCCGAAGAAGCUGAUCCUUCCGCACUCGGCGUCCAUGACCGCGGUAAAUGACACACCGGCAAGAGACUUUGAUCAACAGGCCCUUGAAAAGGAGGACGGGAAAAGAGCGAAAGAGGAGCCCAUCUCUAAGUCAGAGAACGCCACGGGAGAAGCAUCCAAUCAGCAGGAUGGGAAGCCACAACAACCAGCACCGGCCGGAGAGAAGAAGGAGACGAUACGCGGGCCCUGGCGUAUCCUUCGACUGCUCCCUAGGGAGACUAGGUACAUCAUCGGCCGCAUGCUGGAAUUGGAUCCCAAGAAGAGGGCCACAAUGCAGGAAAUAUUGGAUGAUCCGUGGGUGGCCAACACGGUCAUCUGUCGGCAGGCCGAGAACGGCCAAGUAUUCAACGCCGAUGACCACACGCACGUGUUGGAGCCUCCGUCUCCUCCACAGAAAUAG
Molecule: messenger RNA, 2283 nt
Organism: Thermochaetoides thermophila DSM 1495
Lineage: Eukaryota; Fungi; Ascomycota; Sordariomycetes; Sordariales; Chaetomiaceae
Product: serine/threonine-protein kinase-like protein
Exons: 4
Coding region: 1-2283 (760 amino acids)
Biological process (GO): intracellular signal transduction; protein phosphorylation
Molecular function (GO): protein serine/threonine kinase activity; ATP binding
Source: RefSeq, a predicted model, not a curated record